AUGGACGGUCUUGGCCUUAACAUAACUGUUGACAUAUACGUUUCCCUUAUCAAAGAAUGCACGGAAUCACGUGACCCUUUAAAAGCUGUUGAACUUUAUACCCAUAUUUGUAAAAGUGAUGUUAUUCCUAGCUUGCCGCUACUCAACCGUGUGCUGUUGAUGCUUGUUUCUUGUGGUUGUUUUCAACAUGCGCGUCAACUGUUUGAUAAAAUGCGCGUCAGAAAUUCUAAGUCUUGGGCUGCCAUAAUUGCGGGUUGUAUUGAAAAUGAUGAGUGUGAAGAAGCUUUGCGUUUGUUUUUCGCAAUGCAGAGUGAGACUGGGAAAUUAUGUAAAUGCGGUGAUUUAAUUGAUGAUGGGAUUUUGGUCUGUGUCCUUAAGGCUUGUGUGGAAAUGAUGAAUUUAGAACUUGGGAAACAGAUUCACGGGUGGUUAAUUAAGGUGGGAAGUUGUGAAAGCUUGGCUUUGAGUAGUUUCUUGAUUAAGUUCUAUGGAGAGUUUGGUUAUCUAGAAAGCGCAGAUAAUGUGUUCGAUCAUGUUCCACAUUGUAAUACAGUUGUUUGGACAGCUAGAAUUGGCAAUUUGUGUAAAGAGGAGCAGUUUGAAGGGGCCAUAAGAAUUUUCAGGGAGAUGUUAAGAGAAGGAGUUAAAAAAAAUAGUUUUACAUUUUCAAGUGUUGUUAAAGCUUGCGGGAAGUUGAGGGAUGCUGGAUGUUGUGGUCAACAGGUUCAUGCUAGUUCUAUCAAGGCAGGACUUGAUAUGGAUCGUUACGUGCAGUGUAGCUUGAUUGACAUGUAUGGAAAAUAUGGGUUGCUAAGGGACGCUCUGAGGGUUUUUAAUGCAGGAGAGGAUAAGAGUAAUAUUGCCUGCUGGAAUGCAAUGCUGAUGGGAUGUAUACACGAUGGUUUCGGCAUUGAAGCCAUAAAGGUUCUCUAUGAGAUGAAAAAAGCUGGUUUGCAACCACAUGAAUCUUUGAUUAAAAAAGUGUUAUAUGAAGAUGAUUUGCAUGAUCAAGGAAUUUUUCCGGAAUAUAAUGCAGCCAAUGAAGUGGCUAAUGUCUCUAAUUUCCUUGAUGAGUUGGUUUCAUUUCAAGGAUCAACAAGGAUGAUUUGCAAGAUCAAGGAAUUUGUCAUGGAAUGUAAUGCAGCCAACACCUAUGCAUUGGCAAAUAUCUCCAGUUUCUUUGAUGAGAUAAAAAUGUCAAACUCCCAAUCAGUACCCCUACAUGUUGACAAUGAGUUCGUCCACCAUGAAGAAAACGACAAUGUAGCGCCAGGGAACGACGUGCCCCCGGUCGAUCUCGACGGAAUCCCAGCUGCAGAUCCCAUCGAUGUGAGCUUGCAUGUGGCCAUCAACACAAAUCUGCCCACUGAUCCUGAGAGUAGCGUCCGCAGGGAUGUUCGAUCGGUCGCACAAAGCAUACACGACGGUGAGGAUGAUGGAAUCAACAUAACUGUCGAUAGAAUCAAGAGAGAUAUCGACCGUGAACCGAGGUUAAAGAGAGAUCGGUACCAGCCGUAUAAUGGAGAUCGAAGAAGCAGUGGGUCCGGGGGAAGUUCUAUGAGAAAUGAAAGGAGAAGUGAUCGAAGUCAGAGCACUGAAGGACUCAUGAGUAAGAACGGCUUCGACAGGACUAUUGGACCUAAAGAAGCACCACAGUUAUAG
This is a messenger RNA of Nicotiana tabacum (common tobacco), 1662 nucleotides long. Lineage: Eukaryota; Viridiplantae; Streptophyta; Magnoliopsida; Solanales; Solanaceae. The record is from RefSeq and is a predicted model, not a curated record.